AUGAAGCCUCUCCUCAUGGUGUUUGUCUUUCUCAUCUUCUGGGACCCAGCGCUGGCAGGCAUGAAUCCAAUAUCAUCAGAAAUACACAAGAAAUGCUAUGGAAAUGGCAUCUGCAGACUUGAGUGCUAUGGAAGUGAAAUGUUAGUUGCCUACUGUAUGUUUCGACUGGAGUGCUGUGUCAAAGGAAACCCUGAACCCUGACAUGAGAAGCCAGUGAAUGCCAAUGAACUUGAAAGCCCUGACCACUCCCAUCUUUCA
Myotis brandtii (Brandt's bat) is the source of this 258-nucleotide messenger RNA. RefSeq names its product defensin, beta 134 (gene DEFB134). NCBI's taxonomy places the organism in Eukaryota, Metazoa, Chordata, Mammalia, Chiroptera, Vespertilionidae. The transcript is spliced from 2 exons. Bases 1 to 201 code for a protein of 66 amino acids. The record is from RefSeq and is a predicted model, not a curated record.